Molecule: messenger RNA, 751 nt
Organism: Hibiscus syriacus
Lineage: Eukaryota; Viridiplantae; Streptophyta; Magnoliopsida; Malvales; Malvaceae
Product: 50S ribosomal protein L27, chloroplastic-like
Exons: 3
Coding region: 42-617 (191 amino acids)
Biological process (GO): translation
Cellular component (GO): ribosome
Molecular function (GO): structural constituent of ribosome
Source: RefSeq, a predicted model, not a curated record
CCUCCAACCUUUCCUUCUCUUUGUUCUUCAUCUUCUUCCAAAUGACAACAAUGAGCUUCAGUUUGGUGGGCGCAUUUAGAGGUCUUUCUUUAUCAACAAGCUCCAAUUCGUUGUUUUUGAAAGGCGAAGUGGGGGACUCAAUUCCCAGAACGGCAACCGUUUCCUUCCCGACCAAAUCCCCGUUCCCUCUCACCAUCGAAUCGGCGCACAAAAAGGGAGCCGGUAGUACUAAAAACGGCCGCGAUUCCAAGGGUCAACGGCUCGGCGUCAAAAUCUACGGAGAUCAGGUGGCCAAACCCGGCGCUAUCAUCGUCAGGCAACGUGGAACCAAGUUUCAUCCAGGGAAAAACGUGGGGCUUGGAAAGGAUCAUACAAUCUUUUCAUUGAUCGAUGGACUUGUGAAAUUUGAGAAGUUCGGACCGGACAAGCAAAAGAUUAGUGUUUACCCACGAGUAGUUCAGCCUGAGAAUCCUAACAGCUACAGAGCAAGGAAGAGGGAGUACUUCAGGAUGCGCCGCGAAAGAAUGAAGGCGAAGAAGGAAGGAAUUCUACUUCGACCCGAACUUGUGCUCGCUUCCGCCGGUGAUGAUGCUACCGAUGGUAAUCCGGUUUGUUGAUCAACUCUGUGAAUACUAUAUCUAUCUUGUACCUUGUCUUUGUAUGGCAACCAGAACUUACAGGUUGGUACCAGGAAAGUGUACAAACUUGAUGUGUCCAAUUUGGCAAUUUUAAUUUCCAGUUUCAUUUGUUA